AUGGAAAAAGCGCCUCCACUUACAUCUGACUUGGUGACUCUGGCUGCAUUUGCCCAUCAGGCAAGCCAAUCGCUUCAUCAGACUAUCGAAAGCUCCCGGUCCGAAAAGCGAGACGUCUCUGAGUCGUGGUAUGGCUUCAAGUCUCUCAGUCUGAUCCUAGAAGCUUUUUGGCAGGUAGCCGCGGAAAACCAAGCCGGAUUCAUCGCAUUAAAGCUACCUCUCUUGCAGUGCGGGAAGAUCUGCACAAAAUUCGCAGAAGCUAUCAGUAAAUGUAUGAUUCAUUCUAAUGGGGAGAAAACAAGAUUCCGGGAAGGGGCGAUUGCAACUUGGAGGACCACCUUGGCUGCAUACAAGCUGGUAAUGAGUAUCGCUCUUGGUGACGCAACUUUCCGUGAAGCUGCCGUGGCUACCGGUGUUCUCGACGACUAUAAGCGGCUGGUCGCGGAUGCGAUGUCUGGCCUCCAGAAACACUCAAAACUCAUGUAUGGAAGGCCGCAAUCUCUACUUGAAUUUGAGUUCAGCAAUGGAAGAGAUGUCGACAAAACGAGCAAUAUAAGGGAAGAGGAUGAAAGCCUAAAGCAAUGCGUUACGAUCUGUGGCAAUGUUUUUAAUUCAGUUGACAACAACCGAUCGCAGAAAUACAGUGCUGGCGAAAAACAAUUCUCGAGUCCAGGACUGAGAGAUGUUGAUAAUGCCGUGACAGUCACCAAGGAGAUGCUUGUGGAAUUCCAAGAUAGGCUCUCCGAGUACUCGACAAUUCUUGACUCCCUUCCGAUGGAAUUGGAUGAGAAACCGCAGACCUUACCAUGGCAAGGAGCAGAACAUAUGAAAUCAGACGAUGCUGAGCCUAAUGACACAAGGGAAGACAGUGACAGUGACACGCCGCACCCUGCAAAAACAGCCCGGAAAAACACCUUCGAGGACAUCACUUCCGCUGAUAAUUCACAUCAACUAAUCGUUUCGACAAUUGGAGACCAAAUAUUGGCCAGACGUAUCUUCACUGGAGCCAUGUCUAUGCAGUGGUUGGGACAGAUGUCCGAUGAUACACUUCAGAGACUUUCCAAGGACCGCAGCAGCCGUGUCGACGAGAAGGUGUCACAAGUACAAACAGGACAAGAUAAAUUUGAUCAAUAUGGCGUCGGGCGCGAUCUUCGCGGGAGAAAGCUAGAAGUGGGACGGGGCCCUUGUUAG
This is a messenger RNA of Aspergillus ruber CBS 135680, 1191 nucleotides long. RefSeq lists its product as uncharacterized. The coding region runs from base 1 to 1191 and encodes 396 amino acids. Lineage: Eukaryota; Fungi; Ascomycota; Eurotiomycetes; Eurotiales; Aspergillaceae. The record is from RefSeq and is a predicted model, not a curated record. The transcript is spliced from 2 exons.